AUGCUACGCGUGAAGUACGACCGGUUGCGGCCUAUGUCGUCCCCAGCAACAAGCGUAGCCUUCGUGUCAUUCAGUAUCGACUCUCCCGACUCCCACGUGAACUACAUGGACUCGGGGAGACUGAAGCUGCACUGUUUCUGCCGAGGCACGACGUUUCAUGUGGACGAAGCAGCUGUCGGAGUCGGCAAAACAAGGAAACAGCGCGAGGACUACGACCGGUUGCGGCCACUGUCGUACCCAGCAGCAAGCGUAGCCCUCGUGUGCUUCAGCAUCGACUCUCCCGACUCCCGGAAGAACAACAUGGGCUCGGAGAGGAGGAAGCUGUGCUGUUUCUGCCGAGGGGCGCCCUUUCUUGUGGAUGAAGUAGCCGUCGGAGACGGAAAGGCAAGGAAGCAGCGCGAGGACUACGACCGGUUGCGGCCACUGUCGUACCCAACCAGAGCCGUCGUCAGCAUAUGCUUCAGCAUAGCCUCUCCCGAAACCCGGGAGAACUAA
Molecule: messenger RNA, 495 nt
Organism: Rhipicephalus microplus (southern cattle tick)
Lineage: Eukaryota; Metazoa; Arthropoda; Arachnida; Ixodida; Ixodidae
Biological process (GO): small GTPase-mediated signal transduction
Molecular function (GO): GTP binding
Source: RefSeq, a predicted model, not a curated record